AAACCGCUGCGACUCUGUGGCGCCGGCCAGAGCGCAGGAGCUGCCCAGCGGCUGUGGUACUGAAAGUGCCACUCCCGGGAGCUAGCCAGGAGGAGAGGUACUGAAGACCGACCGGAGGCCACCUGGAGGAGUACACAGAAGUCCAAGGAAGCAGCAGUCAGAGGGUUCUGAUCCGGGGGCCACCAGGUUAGCAUGGAUCGUUGAGAGCACCUCCUUCUCCCGCCCUCUGGAUGUCUAGGGAGACUCUCAGAACACAGAUUCAGAGUUCACUCCCGCGACUGCUGCUGAUCGAGAAUCUGGAAAUGGCAAAAACUUACGUGAAGUCCAAGGAGCUGGUGGAGCUGGUCACCGUGCCAUCCUGGAUGGACAAAGGUCUGGGCUCUCAAAAUGAGAUGAAGGAGGAGGAGAGAAGGCAGGGUGCUUAUGGGAUGCUUGGCAGCUUAACUGAAGAGCAUGACAGUGUUGAAGAGGAAGAGGAGGAGGAAGAAGACGGGGAGAAACCUAAAAGAAGGGGUCCCAAGAAAAAGAAGAUGACCAAAGCUCGCCUUGAGAGAUUCAGGGCUCGCAGGGUCAAGGCAAACGCCAGGGAGCGGACCCGGAUGCAUGGCUUGAACGACGCCCUGGACAACCUGAGGAGGGUCAUGCCGUGUUACUCUAAAACCCAAAAGCUUUCCAAGAUAGAGACCCUCAGGUUGGCCAGGAACUACAUCUGGGCUUUGUCUGAAGUCCUGGAGACUGGCCAGACACUUGAGGGCAAGGGCUUCGUGGAGAUGCUCUGUAAAGGCCUCUCCCAGCCCACGAGCAAUCUGGUGGCUGGGUGCCUCCAACUGGGGCCUCAGGCUGUUCUCUUGGAGAAACGGGAGGAGAAAUCGCCGACUUGUGAUUCUGCCAUCUCUGCCCACAACUUCAACUAUCAGUCUCCAGGGCUCCCUAGCCCUCCUUACGGCCAUCUGGAAACACAUCUUCUCCAUCUCAAGCCCCAGGUGUUCAAGAGUCUGGGAGAAUCGCCAUUCGGGGGCCACCCACCCGACUGCAGCACACCCCCUUAUGAGGGGCCACUCACCCCACCACUGAGCAUCAGUGGGAACUUCUCCUUGAAGCAAGAUGGCUCCCCUGACCUGGAAAAAUCUUACAGCUUCAUGCCACAUUACUCAUCCACAAGUCUAAGCUCAGGGCACGUGCAUUCGACUCCAUUUCAGGCUGGUCCCCCCCGCUAUGACGUUCCCAUAGACAUGUCCUAUGAAUCCUACCCUCACCAUGGUAUUGGGGCCCAACUCAAUACCAUUUUCACUGAUUAGGUCAGUAGAAUCGGCACGUUAGAGAAUGAUGUGGAGACGUUUCCCUUAACUGACGUGAUUGAACGAAGAGUCAGUGACUUUAAAGGAAUCCCAUGGAUAUGUAUCCAAGCCCAAUAGUCUUAGUCCAUUUAGACCCUCUUACAUCUACUACUCUCUUUUCUCAUCAACUUCUCACAUUUUAUUGGUUACUUAUUUAGAAUCCUCGGGCAAAAUGAUCUGAUGACUUACAACCAUGUAGGAAUGGAAUAGAACACUCAGACUCCAUACCUGUGUUGCCAAAAAGUUGAAUACUCUAUGCCAACUGAUUUUCCGUUUCCCACAUUUGUUUAUUUAUUAGUAACCUGAGGCAGUUUUUCUAAGUCUGUAUGAUUUCUGAAGUUCUUCACGGUUCUGAAAUUCCACAGCUUUGUUGAUCACUGUUAUAAAUUUCUUGAAACUGAAAGAAUGGAGCCAUAAUAGGAAGUGGAUGCUGUGCAAGGGAUGGUCAAGGGAGCAGAAGGUGUAUGUCACUUGGCUCACAGAAUGCAACAUUUGAACUAAAUAGCAAGACUUCUUAGUGUCUAUUGAAAAGCAGUUUCCAGAGGCUAAGGCUCUCACACGGCUGUUAUUGUGAGUAACAAAGCAUGUUCGUGAUGUGAUUAGCUCUCGUUCUCCUUGGUCUGAAAGUUGAAUUGUGAGCCAUAAUAGAGGCCUCAUGGCAACUUUAUCACAUCCUUGAUAACAUUUCGAAAGCACCUUUUUCAGAACUACAUGUAGGACAAGCAAGGCACUGAAACCUUAAGCUCCUAUGACCAAAUGGGACCUAGAGAAGUCAUUUAGACUGCUCCUGGCCUCCAUAACCAGAGCACUCUGGAAAGCCAGAUAAAGCUCACAUACUGCUCUAAGAAUCAGCACACAGCCUGGGUUCACAUUAAAGAGCAAUAAAAUGGUCACUGGCUAACGAACUACUCCAGUUGAGACUCUCAGCUCACACUUGCCUAUAGGAAAACCACUGCAUUUUCCUUGCCAUGAUCAAUUUCAUCUGGCUAAAUAUAAGUAAAACCACUGACCUCUUCCCAUAGCAAUACAAUUUCCAGAAGUACAAGUGUCAAUCAAAGGAUUGACCAAGUUUGAAUUUUUCCAACACAUACUCAGUUCCUUCCCUGCAUCCCUCACCCCCCAAAAUUGUUACCUCUUCCUCACUUCUCCGAUGUAAUAUGUUAUUAUAUAUGGCGGAUACCACUUCCAGUGAACCAGACUUAAAGAUGUAGACAUGAAAUGCAUGGUCAGUGAAUGCUUUUACCAAUGUAGGUUUCCAUCAGUUUUAUGUGUUAUUUUUUAAGAGAGAGAGAGAGAGAGAGAGAGAGAAAGAGAGAGAUUGCAUCCACUGGUUCACUUUUUUUUUUUUUUUGACAGGCAGAGUGGACAGUGAGAGAGAGAGACAGAGAGAAAGGUUUUCCUUUGCCAUUGGUUCACCCUCCAAUGGCCGCUGUGGCCGGCGCACCGCGCUGAUCCGAAGGCAGGAACCAGGUGCUUCUCCUGGUCUCCCAUGCGGGUGCAGGGCCCAAGUACUUGGGCCAUCCUCCACUGCACUCCCUGGCCACAGCAGAGAGCUGGCCUGGAAGAGGGGCAACCUGGACAGAAUCCAGUGCCCCGACCGGGACUAGAACUUGGUGUGCCGGCGCCGCAAGGCGGAGGAUUAGCCUAGUGAGCCGCGGCGCCGGCCCUGGUUCACUUCUCAAAUGGCUUCCUUCAGUGGUGGCAUGUAGGAGUGAAGCUGGGGGCUGGAACUCAAUCCUGGUCUCUCACCUGGGUGUCAAGAACCCAAUUGCUUGAGCCAUCAUCCUGGUAGCAGGGAGCUAGAGCCAGGAGGCAACCCGUUCCCUCCAGUGUGGAGUGAGUGCAUCUCACCCAGCAUCUUUGCUUGGCUACAUUCCCACCCGUGACCACAGAUUCAACCCAAUCAGCAGCAUCUUUAUCGUGUAGCUCCUCUUUCACUGAUAGGGAUGCUCAUUUUGUCAAAUUGGUCUUUUUCCAGAGAAAUCGAAUCUGAUUAUUAUACUACCUUGCUCAAAUUCUCAGCACAAUUUUUUUAAGUCAAAGCAAGAGCCAAAAAGGCUUAUUUGAUCAUAGAUUAGGUCUGCUUCUUCUGCCAGAGAGGAUGUGUUUAGGGUAUAGCAAUCGGGCCAAUGAGUAAAGUGGAUAUGACAGAUUAAUGUGUCACUUUGAUGGCCCAGCUCGCCCCUAAAAUCAGCCACACUGUAAGUGGAUCUUGUCUUUUUAUACUUUUUAUAAUUUAUUUUCUCCUUGCAGUCUAAUUUUCUUCCCAUCUCACUCGCAGCACUUACUUUGCCGUAUUUUGAAGCCGUGGCUUGUAAAUACACUUCAAAGCAGCCUUGCAGAGGGAUCACAAACCCCAGCAGCCACUGAAAGUGGCUUCCCUCAAUGGUCUGCCCAGAGGCAACAGGCAAGCAGAAUGACUGACAAGGCCACCCCGUGUGCUUUCUGAGAGCUAGUAUCUAGCUUCGUGAUGGGCUGUGGAAGGAUCUAUGGUUGAAGCUAGAAUUUUCUGUCAUUUAAGUUUGUAGAUAAUGAAUGUUGUCUGCAUUAUUUAUUAGAUAUUAUUUAUUUAAUUUAUUUCUCUCUUCCUUUCAUGUAAAUUCUUUGGGCCCUUUCUGAUGUGCCUGCUAACCCUCCCUAAAACUUCCUUUGUAACGUAGCUCAGAAUUUUGCUAGAGUUUUGGGAUGAGGGGAAGGGAUGGAUUUAGUACACAAUUACCUGUAAUGAUCUUAUUUAAAACAGCAAUAUUUUGAAUGGCUAUGCAAGUUAAUGUUUUAGAUAUUUUCUUUCAGUCUAAGCUGAGCCAGAGUUAUUUUGGGGGAAUCUAUUGUUUAUGCCUUUGGGGAGAGUUGUAUCCACGAACCAGCAUUCCCCUGGAUGGCGCAGAAGGAUUUCAAGGUUGAAUUAAAAUGUAGGAGUGCAGUACACAGGGAAAGAACCUACUCUCAGAACUUAGGCGGUCUCAUUCUUCUGCAGGACUUUUUCAGGUAAAGUGAAGCAAUUGUUUAAAUCUUUUGAUUAAGAGAAAGACUGUUUUUCCUCUCCUCCCCCCAUUUUAUAGCAGAAAUAAAGCUGUGAGUCUUGUUA
Molecule: messenger RNA, 4425 nt
Organism: Oryctolagus cuniculus (rabbit)
Lineage: Eukaryota; Metazoa; Chordata; Mammalia; Lagomorpha; Leporidae
Source: RefSeq, a predicted model, not a curated record